AGCGGACAGGCUGGCUUCCGGAUUUGGCGGGGCCUUUGUCUCCGGCUGCAGCCGGAGCGCCCGCUCUUCUCUUCAGUGCUGCGUCCUCUGCUCCUGGAGGCCCGGCCUCCGUGGCCCGGUUACCCGCAGGUACUGGGAGAUGCACAGCUAAGACGCCGGGAACCCCUGAAGCCUAGAAAUGGGACCACUGACAUUUAGGGAUGUGGCCAUAGAAUUCUCUCUAGAGGAAUGGCAAUGCCUGGACACUGCACAACGGAAUUUAUAUAGGAAAGUGAUGUUUGAGAACUACAGAAAUCUGGCCUUCCUGGGUAUUGCUGUCUCUAAGCCUCACCUGAUAACCUGUUUGGAGCAAGGAAAAGAGCCCUGGAAUAGGAAAAGACAGGAGAUGGUAGCCGAACCCCCAGUUAUGUGUUCUCAUUUUGCUGAAGACCUUUGGCCAGAGCACAGAAUAAAAGAUUCUUUCCAAAAAAUGAUACUGAGAGGAUAUGGAAAAUGUGGACAUGAGAAUUUACAAUUAAGAAUAAGCUGUAAAAGUGUGGAUGAGUGUAAGGUGUACAAAGGAGGUUAUAAUGAACUUAACCGAUGUUUGACAACUACCCAGAGCAAAAUAUUUCAAUGUGAUAAAUACAUGAAAGUCUUUCAUAAAUUUUCAAAUUCAAAUAGUCGUAAGAUAAAUACUGGAAAGAAAUUUUUCAAAUGUAAAGAAUGUGGCAAAUCAUUUUAUAUGCUUUCACACCUAAAACAACAUAUAAGAAUUCACACUAGAGAGAAUUCCUACAAAUGUGAGGAAUGUGGCAAAGUUCUUAACUGGUUCUCAGAGCUUAUUAAACAUAAGAGAAUUCAUAUGGGAGAGAAACCCUACCAAUGUGAAGAAUGUGGCAAAGCCUUUAACCAAUCCUCAACCCUUAUUAAACAUAAGAAAAUUCAUAUUGAAGAGAAACCCUACAAAUGUGAAGAAUGUGGCAAAGGGUUUAGUUUAUUCUCAAUCCUUAGUAAACAUAAGAUAAUUCAUACUGGAGACAAACCUUACAAAUGUGAUGAAUGUCACAAAACCUUUAACUGGUUUGCAACCCUUACUAACCAUAAGAGAAUUCAUACUGGAGAGAAACCCUUCAAAUGUGAAGAAUGUGGCAAAGAUUUUAACCAGUUUUCAAACCUUACUAAACAUAAGAAAAUUCAUACUGGAGAGAAACCCUACAAAUGUGAAGAAUGUGGGAAAGCUUUUAACCAGUUUGCAAACCUUACUAGACAUAAGAAAAUUCAUACUGGAGAGAAAUCCUACAAAUGUGAAGAAUGUGGCAAAGCUUUUAUACAAUCCUCAAACCUUACUGAACAUAUGAGAAUUCAUACUGGAGAGAAACCCUACAAAUGUGAAGAAUGUGGCAAAGCUUUUAAUGGGUGCUCCAGCCUUACUCGACAUAAAAGAAUUCAUACUAGAGAGAAUACCUAUAAAUGUGAAGAAUGUGGCAAAGGCUUUACUUUAUUUUCAACCCUUACUAACCAUAAGUUAAUUCAUACCGGAGAGAAAUCCUACAAAUGUGAUGAAUGUGGCAAUGUUUUUAACUGGCCCGCAACUCUUGCUAAUCAUAAGAGAAUUCAUGCUAGAGAGAAACCCUACAAAUGUGAAGAAUGCGGCAAAGCUUUUAACCGGUCUUCACACCUUACUAGACAUAAGAAAAUUCAUACUGGUGAGAAAUUCUACAAACCUGAAAGAUGUGACAAUGAUUUUGACAACAUCUAAAACUUUUCUAAACAUAAAAGAAACCAUCCUGUUGAGAAACCCUAAAUAUGUGAAGAAUUUGACAAAGCCUUCCAAUGAUUGUUACACUUGAUUGUAAACUUGGAAGAUCCCCGCUGUCCACUCUUAGAAUUGAAGCCACUUUUUCCCCUUCGUGAGGUGUUUACUGAUACACGCUGAUGUUUCAAGGGUACUAAAGCCCAAGAAAUAGGAGGAGGAGGAGGAGGAAAACGUACAUCCUUUCAAAAUACUCCCAUUGAAAGUCAUAGUCCAAGUCAAAAGAGAAGCUGAGUAGAAGCGAAGGAGAGGGGUGUUGUUACUGAUCAGUACAUCUCCGCUGCAGAUCAUUUCAUACUGCUUUUCCUCCCUUCAAUUUUGGCUCUGCAGGCAGGUUAAUAGGUAAAACCUGGCCAGUGGUUAUUCUGCCCUACUCUCUUCUACAGCAGCCAGGGCAUUUUUCUCAUUCACAUAUUGAACAAUGGCAAAGUCCUUAUGAACAGAGCAACCCACAGUUUUGCCGUACUCAAAAAGAUUGGCUCCACAUCCAACUUCUUGACCACAAGGAUGUUGAGAUUUCCAGUGAACACAUGGAAGUUCAUGGAGUGAGGAUCUGUCUUGUUGGUAACAUUGCUGGCCAUUGUGUUUGUUAAUAAGGUUUCUCACAAAGCCAAAAACAGGAGGAAGGAGGGAGAA
This is a messenger RNA of Sapajus apella (tufted capuchin), 2431 nucleotides long. Its product is annotated as zinc finger protein 680. The coding region runs from base 179 to 1741 and encodes 520 amino acids. Gene Ontology annotation, biological process: negative regulation of transcription by RNA polymerase II. The record is from RefSeq and is a predicted model, not a curated record. NCBI's taxonomy places the organism in Eukaryota, Metazoa, Chordata, Mammalia, Primates, Cebidae. The transcript is spliced from 5 exons. Gene Ontology annotation, molecular function: DNA-binding transcription repressor activity, RNA polymerase II-specific.